GGAGCUGGUCUCAGCAUUCACCGCAAGAAUGGGAAAGAUCAUUUUCUACGAGGACAGAAAGUUCCAGGGUCGUUCCUACGAGUGCAGCAAUGAUAAUCCAGAUCUGCAGUCUCACUUCAAUACCUGUAACUCUGUCCGUGUAGAGAAUGGCUGCUGGAUGCUCUACGAGCGCCCCAAUUAUACGGGGAACCAGUACUUCCUAAAGAGAGGGGAGUAUCCAGAUUACCAGCAAUGGCAAGGUCUCAAUGACUCCAUCAGGUCAUGUCGCUUGAUUCCAGAACAUCUGGGAUCAAGUGCCCAUAAAAUAAAGGUUUAUGAACGAGAUGACUUCAAAGGAGAAAUGAUGGAGUUUUUGGAAGAUUGCCCUAAUGUUUACGAUCGUUUCUGCUCCCAUGAUAUUCAUUCUUGUAACGUACUUGAUGGUCACUGGAUCUUCUAUGAGCUUCCAAACUACAGGGGGAAGCAGUACCUCUUGAGACCUGGGGAAUACAGAAGAUUCACUGACUGGGGCUCCCUGACCACCAAGGUUGGCUCCUUCAGACGUGUCCUGGAACCUUAUUAACAAUUUCUGUGUUAAUAAAAGCACUGGAAACAUA
Molecule: messenger RNA, 596 nt
Organism: Pelobates fuscus (common spadefoot toad)
Lineage: Eukaryota; Metazoa; Chordata; Amphibia; Anura; Pelobatidae
Product: gamma-crystallin M1-1-like
Exons: 3
Coding region: 29-562 (177 amino acids)
Biological process (GO): lens development in camera-type eye; visual perception
Molecular function (GO): structural constituent of eye lens
Source: RefSeq, a predicted model, not a curated record